AUGCAGCAACCACCUCAGUCAUCUCAAGAUGUAUAUUUAAUGAUACGACGAGCAAAACUAACUAUAUUUACUGAUGUAAUUGAAACGACGACGGUUCUCGAACUGAAGAAAAUCAUCGCUAGUAUAAUAAAAAUAGAUCCACAAGACGUUCAGUUAGCAUACAAUAAUCAAUCGAUGGAAGAUGUCAAACGACUUCAGGAAUGUGGAAUAUCGAGUAAAGAUGCUCGACCUCAAACUCCUGUACAGAUUGCAUUAUCAAUAAAAAAAAACGACUCAGAUGAAUUGGACAAAGAUGAUAUUGUUCCAUAUUCGAGUAAUUCAUCGGAUGAUAUCAUACAACCAUCAGUGGUUCAUCAACAAGAUUCAAGAGGAUAA
Didymodactylos carnosus is the source of this 375-nucleotide messenger RNA. NCBI's taxonomy places the organism in Eukaryota, Metazoa, Rotifera, Eurotatoria, Philodinida, Philodinidae. The record is from the annotation of a GenBank genome assembly.